AUGUUGGACUGCGACGCGGGUCGAGAGUGUGAGGGAUCGGGCACAUCGUGCGGAAGUAAAACCACCUACCUCUACUUCGUGACCUUCAUUUUCUUCUCCUCCUUCCUCAUGCUCAAUCUCUUCGUAGCUGUCAUUAUGGACAACUUUGACUAUCUUACACGCGACUCCUCUAUCCUUGGUCCGCAUCAUCUCGAUGAGUACGUUCGUGUUUGGGCGGAGUACGAUCCUACUGCUCGAGGGCGCAUUCAUCACAGUGACAUGUACGAGAUGUUACGAAAUAUGGAACCGCCUGUAGGCUUUGGGAAGAAGUGUCCAUAUCGCUUGGCCUAUAGAAAACUAAUUCGAAUGAAUAUGCCGGUGGAUGAUAAUGGAACUGUCCACUUCACAACCACACUGUUUGCACUGAUCCGUGAAUCGCUGGGCAUCAAAAUGGGGCCGGCAGAAAUCAUGGAUCAGCGCGAUAAUGAACUCCGUUAUAGUCUUCUCAAACUCUGGCCGGUGCAGGCCAAGCGAAUGAUUAACAUCCUCGUACCACCUGAUUCAGAGCUUGUCUACCAAAAGAUGACAGUGGGAAAGAUCUAUGCAGGCAUGCUGAUUCUUGAGAAUUAUCGCAUGUCCAAACAGCCACAUGACAAAGACCAAUUGAAAUCGGCUGAUCUGGUGGCACGCUUCUUUGGUGCUGUAACGCACAAUGUUCAUCGAUCGGCAAGAAACUCGGAGACCGAAGAGGAUUCUAUUCACACUGGUCGUUGGAAAUCCCCAACAAGAGUAAUUACCAAGCGUGUUCCAAAGGCGAAUCUUCCGGCAAGCAAUCCUAGAAGCAGCGUUGCUCUUAGAACGAGUCCAGAUUGUCAUGCUUCAUAUUCAAUGACUGCCACCGCUGCUGAUGCUGUUCAGUAUAAUUCAGCGGUUCCGAUGUCUCCAACUGAGGACCAAGAACUCGGCGCUCUCUCACGGAGUAGCGAUCUAUCCUCCAUCGAGGAGGAAGAAGAAAUACCCACCAAUGUAGUUGAACCCCUCGAACCCAUUCGCAGUAUUCCAAUUGGCCGCUUGGCUUCCCGUCCUUUUGCAGCGUACCCAAUGAAUGCUACGGCUUGGCAACGGGAACCCCCUCUGCCAGAACGGUUCCCACGACAAGAUGGCCCCCCUCUCUCCUUCCUACCACAUCGAUACUAUCAAGGAAGGGCUCUUACAGUACCCUAUCAUGGUAUGAUCACAUUAGGGGAGAAGAGACCCCAUGAUAUGUCGGAGAGUAUGUCUAUAGGAUCACUGAGUUUGCAAAAACAGCAUUCGCCAGAUGAUACUGGUGGACGUAGCCCUAUCCAACCUUCCGCUCCCAAGAGAAUUAUUUUAUCAGAGUUUGGAAAACAGGAGGAUUUUAUUGAUGUUCCCCAACCACCAGUCAAAUCUGUUGUUCCUAAUCUACGUUCUCAAUUAAUGCAGCGUUUCUCACCAACCUGGCAAGCAGAUCACAUGCGUGCUUAUCCGAUUAGCCGGGUUUCAAAUGUCGAUAACCCCAAUAGGUCCUCCUACCACCAUCCUGGUUUUGCCAAACGUUAUUUCAUUACCUCUUCUCUUGAUCCAACUCAGUCGGAUUUAGUAAAUGUGGAUGAUUAUAGGGUUCAGUAUCCUCAUGAAUAUCCCAGAAUGCUUGCUUCGUCCAGGCCGCCACCUCAUUCAACCCGAAGACCAGUUUACAUUAAUUUUCCUAAAUUGGAACGAUCUCCCACAGGUUCGGAGGAGCUUGAAACAGGAGGAGAUAUUCAAGAUGUAGAGAGAACAAGACCAAUUUUAUGGUCAACCGUUCCUCCCUGGAGUGCAUCACUUCAAUCCUACUUCGUCGGUGAAGGAGGUGGAUCGAUUUUUACUCCAUCUCCUUUGCCGCCACUACCACCGCCACCACCAAUACCUCUCAAUAGUCCACCUCCUUUACCACCUCCCCCAAGAGUUGUUAAUCAGUCACUUGACUCCAUUCCCCUUCGAACGAGAGCUACCAGUCACCAAUUCUAUCAGCACCCCUAUCCUCAUCCUCAUUCUCAUCAGAAAUUGUAUGUGGAGACGGGUAGACCAUCAUUCUACACCCCACUCAACCCUCCUAAUCCUCGCUUGCCUAUUUCCUAUCAUCCACAUAAUUCCCACUUUCCUCACUACCACCUAUCUUAG
This is a messenger RNA of Rodentolepis nana, 2163 nucleotides long. NCBI's taxonomy places the organism in Eukaryota, Metazoa, Platyhelminthes, Cestoda, Cyclophyllidea, Hymenolepididae. The record is from the annotation of a GenBank genome assembly.